Molecule: messenger RNA, 858 nt
Organism: Geodia barretti
Lineage: Eukaryota; Metazoa; Porifera; Demospongiae; Tetractinellida; Geodiidae
Source: the annotation of a GenBank genome assembly
AUGAUCUUCGCGCUUGCCGCCGCCCUGCUGACGGCGCUUGCCGUCGCGGCGGUGCUGAUCCCGGUGCUGCGCCGGCACCGCCAGGGCCCGUCGCGGGCGGACUACGACCUCACCGUUUACCGCGAUCAGCUCCGCGAGCUCGAGAGCGACCGCGCCCGCGGGCUGGUCAGCGAGGACCAGGAGGAGGCGGCGCGCACCGAGAUCGAGCGGCGCAUGCUGCGUGCGGCACGAGCGCGGGAAGCGGCGCAGACGACGGAAGCGGCGCAGGCAGCCGAGCCACCGGACGACCGCGCUCGCGGACCGGCGGCAUGGCGGCGGCGGGCGGCGGCGCUGGGGCUCGGCCUUUGCAUCCCGGCCCUUGCCGCCGGCGUCUAUGCAAGCCUCGGCACUCCCGGGCUGCCGGGCCGUCCCUUCGCCGAGAUCGAGCGGCCGGUCGAAGAGCCGGCGGCAGUUGCGGCCUUUCGCGAGCCGGUCGAGCGCCUCGCGGCGCGGCUGCAGAGCGAUCCCGGCAAUCUCGAAGGCUGGCUCUUGCUCGGCCGCUCCUACGUGGUUCUGCAGCGCUAUCCCGAGGCGGCCGACGCGCUACGGCAGGCGGCCGCUCUUUCCGGCGGCGAUCCCGAAGUGCUGGGGAUGCUGGGCGAGGCGAUCGUUUGGGCCAACGACGGGGUGGUGGUGCCCGAGGCGGUCCGCGUCUUUCGCCAGGCCCUCGAAACGCAGCCGGAUGACCCGGUCUCUCGCUUUCACCUGGCGCUUGCCCGCGCGCAGGCCGGGAGGUGCAGGAAGCCUACGAGAUCUGGCUCGCACUUGCCGCCGAUACACCGGCCGACGCGGCCUGGCGCGGCGAUCUGGAGGGGCUGA